UGCAAACAAAAAUGUCAAAUUUUUAAAGAUAAAUUAGAAUUUUGGGUUUAUUUUGAAUCUGAUACCAUAACGAUGGCAUCUGGCUUUUCUAAUACGCAACCAACUGCACAUUUGCUGCAAGGAAGCGACCAGAAUACAGUUGAGAACCUGUCUGAAGUGUUUCGAUGUUUUAUUUGUAUGGAAAAGCUUCGAGAUGCAAGACUUUGUCCUCACUGUUCAAAGCUGUGCUGCUACACAUGUAUCAGGAGAUGGUUAACAGAAACUAGAAUGCAAUGCCCACACUGCAGAGCACCACUGCAUGUCAAUGAACUGGUGAACUGUAGAUGGGCAGAGGAAGUGACGCAACAAUUAGAUCUACUACAGCAUACAGUACCACUGAAAUCAGAGGGCGACUCAGAGCAAUGUUCAGAACACAAGGAAAAGAUCAGUGUAUAUUGUACAACAUGUAAACAGUGUAUUUGUCACCAAUGUGCAUUAUGGGGUGGAAAACAUUCUGGGCACACCUUUAAACCAAUAGAUGGGGAGUAUGAUGAACAUCUACGGAAGGUAAUGGAGGAGUUGAGCUCACUGAGAAGGAGAAAUAUUGAAUUGAUAAGCCUUGUGCAAGAUGUUGAGAGAAAUAUUGAAAGUGUUAAAACAGGUAAAGAUGAGAGAGUACGUGAAAUACGGAAUGCUGUGGAGCUGAUGAUAGCUAGACUAGAGUCACAACUCAAAAAUAAACUACAUCUACUGAUGGGUCAAAGAGGUCGACUUACACAAGAAACUGAGUUAUUAGACUCAUUAAUACAGAAAGUAGAGAGUCAAGUGGCUCAUAGCAGUAAAGCUGAACUUAUCAAUAGAAGUGACGAACUACUUGCCAUAUUUAAACAGAUGCAUAGACGACCUAUGGCAUCAUUUGUGACAGCUCCUGUACCGUCAGAUUUCACCAGUGAGAUUGUACCUCCGUAUGACAGUAGUACAUUUGUGAUGAAUAACUUUGGAGCAUUACAGCAGAGGGCUGACCCUUUCUAUAGUCAACCUCUACAAGUUAAUGGUCUUAGCUGGAGACUUAAAGUUUAUCCUGAUGGUAAUGGUGUAGUGAGAGGAAACUACCUGUCUGUUUUCCUGGAACUAUCAGCUGGACUACCAGAAACAUCAAAGUAUGAAUAUAGAGUAGAAAUGGUGCACCAGGCAUCUAGAGAUUCUAGUAAGAAUAUUGUACGAGAGUUUGCCUCGGACUUUGAGGUUGGUGAGUGCUGGGGUUAUAACCGCUUCUUCAGACUGGACUUGUUGGCAACAGAAGGCUAUCUUAACACAGAGUCUGACUCUCUCACCUUGAGGUUUCAGGUUCGACCCCCAACAUUCUACCAGAGGUGUCGAGAUCAACAAUGGUAUAUUCACCAGCUAGAGGCUACCAACAGUCAGUAUUUGGCCAUGAAUAAUGAGUUAAAAGAGAGGAUAACAUUAGAAAUUUUAAGAAACAAACAUUCCAGCAAGAAAGGAAGUUCUAGAGAUUCACCUAUAUCACUGGUAGAUGAUGGUGUAGUAGAUAGUUUAUACAGUAAAUAUUGCCAUGGUGACCAGCCUGUAGGUAGUGGUGGAUGUGAGAUAGAGAUAGAACGUUCUGGUGGAGAGAGUGAUAAUGACAGUGAUGCUAGUGAGGAUUUGAGUCAGGGAGAGUCGCUGUCUGUUAGUCAAGAUGAAUUAGAAAGUUACUCAAUUACAGAAGAAAAUGAUGUUGAUGAGGAGAAUAUGUGUCUGGACAAUGAUGUUGAGAACUCUAUUAGAGAAACUCAGGAGAGUAAUAACCUGGAUAGAGAGACCACCUUGUCAAAUAUACCAGUGUCUAGUGCCAUGAAUAUACUCGAAAACAAGUCAACAAGGAGUGAUGAUGAAACAAUGCUUUUACAAUUUCUACAAGAUUCUGAGAGUCAGUGGCCCCGUAGGUCACGACCUACCCGCCAUACAACGCCAUCUAGUGCAGAUUUGCUGUUGAACAUGGAUCUAGGAUUUUAUGUUCCCCGACCUCCAGGAUCCACAUCAACAACAACAACCGGCACAGCUUCAGUAUCAGAGACGGCCGCAAGUCUGCUCUCGCCAAAAUCAGAUAAACCAAGCAGAUCUACUGAUACUGAUGUUCCAAAAAAGUCUAGUAAACUCCAUGGUUCAGCAUCUGCAGAAACGUUACAUGAUUUACAGGCCAGAUUUAACCGUUUAUCGGAGGCAGACACGUUAGAACAUAUUCAGGCACGGUUUAACGAGCUCGCUACAACAACAUUUAACACACUAGCUGCAGCAAAUGCUGCUGUAUCUAGUGAAAUAGAGGCACGAGCUAGAGCAAAUAUUGAGAAAAAUGAAAAGAAAUCUACUGGAAAUCACAGCCCAAAGUCCAAGUCUAAAGAUAGUUCUAGUUAUAAGCCACAUAGAACAAAAGAUGGCAGUAAAUCACCCCAUAGAGCUCAUUCCAUGGGUAGUCUUGCUGGUUUACACAAACAUUUUUGCCUGCAUAACACUGACCUGUCACUAGAGGAGGGACCACUUUCCGACCUUGACCUCUCGGGUGGAGCACUAACUGACCUUACACUUGAGGAGGGACCAUUAUCUGACCAUGACGCCACACCAGGCGGGGCACAGGGGUCAGGUAGACCUCAACAUAUAGAAAUACACAUACCAUCAAGCUUUUCUACUGAUGAUGAGAAAUCUGAGAAAACAGGGAAAGACAAACAUAGUAACAAUGAUCUAUUACUGGAUGAGGGACCACUUUCUGAACUUGACCUCUCAGGUGAGGCACUACCUGAUUUUACACUUGAGGAAGAUCGUGACCUCACAUCAGGCAGCAAGUCAAAGACGAAAAAGGGUGAGCAACCAAAGUCGUGGAAAGAUAGAGAAAAUAGUAAAACAAAGAAAGAGAAAACAGAAGAGCCCUCAAGUGGCGAGAGCUCAAGGGAAGCAACUCCUAAAGGGACAGAUGAUGAAAGUAGUAGUUCAGGAGGCCCUCUGGUAGAAUUUACUCAGACAGGGGCGGGUAACUCUAGGGAUGAUGAUGAUGACACAUCUGUAGUGUGAAAUGUUGCCAUGGUAACUGUUGCUAUAUCAACAACAAAGAAAGUUUUCUGACAAUACAAACUUUGAAGUUUCUGGGAAUGAUUAGUUUGCCAAAAAACACCCCAGAUCCUGAAUUCUGGUAGAUUUCAUAAUGUUGUUAGGAUGUGAUGAAAACUAUCAUGCUGUUACAGAAAUAAAGCAGUUACAGAGACAGUAUUUUGUUUUUACAAAAACUUAUAGCUUUCAGUUUUGUUAAUAUGUGAGUUGUUGUUAAUGAAAACUGCCAUAGUAACGAGUAUUUUGAUAGUUACCUAGACACCGGCCAUAUAUAAAAUUUGUGUUGUGAUUCAGUCAUUCAGUGUGGCAUUAAUGUGACAUCUUAGUUAAUUUACUACGCUUGUGUCUAUAACUAAAUUCAUUUGAGCCGCGUCUCAACAAAAACAAUAUAGUGCGUUUGCGACCAGCAUGGAUUCAGACCAGCCUGCGCAUCCGCACAGUCUGAUCAUGAUCCAUGCUGUUCGCUAUUAGUUUCUCUACUUGUAAUAGAGUUGGUAUCGAACAGCAUGGAUCCUGAUCAGACUGUGCCGAUGCGCAGGCUGGUCUGGAUCCAUGCUGGUCGCAAACGCACUAUGUUGGUUUUGUAAUGACGCUGCUCAAAUUCAUUGUGUCCAUUUAUUUGUUAUGAACAUGUCAUAAAGGCAUGUCCAAUCACGUCAGAAUACAGGUAUUAUUUUAGAGUUUAUUUAUUUCUUAUGCUGAAAUUUUACAGUAUAAACAAUUAUACUACCUGUUAUUAAAGAAAAGUGUAUGUCUAAAUGUGAUAAGCUUGUACUUGUGUAUGAUUGCAGUAUAUUAAGUUAGCUUCGUUUGACACAAUUACUCUACUGUAAGCAAAUCCUUUGUUUCAGAUUAUUUUUACAAUAUUUGUUUAUAAAUUUGAAGUAAUAUAUAACAUUUUCCUCAUUUUGAUUUGUUGAUUUUCAUGUUUUGUAUUAUAAGUUUAUAUAUGUUGUGCUAAUGUUUCACCUGUGAUAUACAUGUACAUAUUUUGUCAUUCUCACACAUUAGUUCAUUCUGUAAUUUCUGGGAUCUGGGGAGAAUAUAUAAUACACAAGUUCUUUGUUAUGCUUAUAAUAUCUUUGCCUAUUUAUAUAAUAGAUAUUUUUAACCUAAAAAAUGGUUAAUUUAUCUCCCCUUAAGUACAUUUGUAUAAUCAAGGAUAAUAUGACAUUGGAAUUGGUUUCAGAAUCAUAUCAUGUUGUGAUAUUAACUGAUUUGAGAAAAAAAGCAUAGGAAAACACAAUUUAUGAAAUUUCACUCCAAAUUAUUCUCCUCAAAAAUUAGUGCGCCAAAAACUUUUUCUCUUCAUGUGAGAAGUUCAUUUUGAAUUCUUCAUCGAUGUGUUAUAAAUGUAGUGUAUGUGUAUGCAUGUAAGUACUUGUGAUAUAAGACAAAGUGUUUGUGAUAGGAAUGAUAUUUAAUAGAAGAGCUUUCUUAUCACUUUAUACUGUAAAAUACACAGUUGAAGAAACUUUGUUUUUUCUAUAUAAAAAUCUACAAAUGUGACAAGAAAAAUGAAUAUAUGAGACAUCAUUAUAUGAAUUAUUAUUUAAAUGCUCUAAAUAAAAGAUUUUGGUUUAAAAUGUA
Messenger RNA from Ruditapes philippinarum (Manila clam), 4671 nucleotides. RefSeq names its product E3 ubiquitin-protein ligase TRIM37-like. The coding region runs from base 73 to 3045 and encodes 990 amino acids. The transcript is spliced from 25 exons. Gene Ontology annotation, molecular function: ubiquitin protein ligase activity; ubiquitin protein ligase binding; tumor necrosis factor receptor binding. Gene Ontology annotation, biological process: negative regulation of centriole replication; protein autoubiquitination. Lineage: Eukaryota; Metazoa; Mollusca; Bivalvia; Venerida; Veneridae. The record is from RefSeq and is a predicted model, not a curated record. Gene Ontology annotation, cellular component: aggresome; peroxisome.